This is a messenger RNA of Micromonas commoda, 945 nucleotides long. RefSeq lists its product with no specific name. The transcript has a single exon. The record is from RefSeq and is a predicted model, not a curated record. Gene Ontology annotation, biological process: methylation. The annotation marks the transcript as partial. NCBI's taxonomy places the organism in Eukaryota, Viridiplantae, Chlorophyta, Mamiellophyceae, Mamiellales, Mamiellaceae. Gene Ontology annotation, molecular function: methyltransferase activity.
GCGGGGCUUGGACUGGCGUUCGCGGCGCGCAGGCUGAAGAGGGACUUGGACACCCCUGGACGCCCGUGGAUGGAUGGAACCACCGUGGGUCGCGAGUACGACGCAUGGACUGAGGAACAGAUACUGGAGUACUACUGGGGCGAGCACAUCCACUUGGGCUAUUACAGCGACGAUGACCUGGCCAAGGGCGCGGGGACUCUGCUGGGAUGCAAGGUGAAGGACUUCAUCGAGGCCAAGCUCGACUUUUGCGACGAGAUGCUCGCCUGGUCCGAGUGCCCCGACAAACCCGCGAAGGUGCUCGACGUGGGUUGCGGCAUAGGGGGUACCUCGAGGCACCUCGCAAAGACCUUCGGGUCUGGCACGCAGGUCACCGGUAUCACCCUCUCUCCGAAGCAGGUGGAGAGGGCCACGGAGCUGGCGAAGGAGCAGAACCUGCCAAACGCUUCGUUCCGGGUGAUGAACGCGCUUGAGAUGGAGUUCCCCGCCGACACCUUCGACAUGGUGUGGGCGUGCGAGUCCGGCGAGCACAUGCCGGACAAGAAGAAGUACGUCGAAGAGAUGGUGCGGGUGCUGAAACCCGGCGGUCGGCUCGUCAUUGCCACCUGGUGCCAGCGUUCGACGCCGCCGGCUUUCACCGAAGAGGACCUGGUGAACCUUGACUACCUGUACAAGGAGUGGGCGCACCCGUACUUCAUAUCCAUCGAGGAAUACGCCUCACUGGUAGAGGGAACGACGACUAUGAGAGAUGUGGACACGGACGACUGGACGAGGCAGACGAUUGCGAGCUGGAGGCACUCCAUAUGGGCGGGUGUUUGGGAUCCGAUACCUGUGUUCUCACGCCCAAAUAUUUGGUACAAGACUCUCAGAGACAUAGUGUGCCUCGAGAGGAUGAGGCGCGCGUUCGGGCGAGGGCUCAUGCAGUACGGCAUGAUCAAGGGCGUCAAG